This is a messenger RNA of Cololabis saira (Pacific saury), 11109 nucleotides long. It is a transcript of the gene bahcc1b, whose product is annotated as BAH domain and coiled-coil containing 1b. The record is from RefSeq and is a predicted model, not a curated record. Gene Ontology annotation, molecular function: chromatin binding. The transcript is spliced from 28 exons. NCBI's taxonomy places the organism in Eukaryota, Metazoa, Chordata, Actinopteri, Beloniformes, Belonidae. The coding region runs from base 364 to 8574 and encodes 2736 amino acids.
UCCACGGUGCGUCUCUCCCAUACCUCAACUGACUGCACAGCACCGUCUGCAGCAGCAGCAUAGGAUGUAAUCAAUCCCACAUGUUUCAUCUCUGCGACUCGGGGAUUUUCACUUUGAAUCUUUUUUAUUUUUAUCUUCUUUUUAUUUUUUUGACUUUUACUUUCAUGAUACUCUACUGGCCACACAGUGGAUCUAACUUACCAGACAUGACGGGGACUCCGCUUCCACCCUGCAAAGCCAAAACUCCGCUCACUGCGAGGGGAGCCCAAAGUUUAUAAAAGGGAUUAUUUGAAUUUGGAUGCCUGAAACCUUCGGUGCCUCCGGAUUUUACUCUGGAUUUUGGAUUUAUCGGUUCUCAUCGGAAUGGAAAGCCGCGAUUUCGCUCCGCCGCAGCACCUCCUGACGGAGCGGAGCGCCCUGGGUCACGGCGCCGCGGCGCGGAUGGCGCCUGGCGGCCACGGCUCCGUGCAGCACCCCGCGCACUUCCAGGCCGGGAAGUACUACUCCCACCUCUCCAUGGCGCAGCACUCAGGUGCUUCCUUCAUGGGCUCCUUCCUGGCCAGGAGUCUGGGGUCUCCGGCUUCACACCCUCCUCACCCCUCUGGACCUGCUGCCUCUCCCUCCUCCCCCUCCUACAGAGCCGGGCCCCAUUCAAGCGCUUCUCCUAUCUGGUUCCCCCAUUCACAUGAAGGGUACCCCGGCUAUUCAGGAACUCUUGCCUCUCCUUUUCUCCCAAUGAGUCCCCUGGAUCACCAUAGCAACAGUCUCUAUGGACAGCACCGCUUCUAUGAAGCUCAGAAAGAUCACUUUUACCUGAGAGGCCUUCCUCCCCAGCACCCACUGCUCUCCACCAAUCACAGCCUUCCCCCACUGUCGAGGACUGCCCCGGGCCACCCACUUGGCUCUUGCAGCCGGGACACGGACGGUGGGGGAGGAGGUGGGAAGAGCACCAAGGAUAUAGGCGAUAAAGGGGGUUUGUCGAAAGAGAAGGAGCGAUCGAGCAGCAAGGAGCGGUACCAAGAGAGCAAAGACAAGCAACAGCUUCAUCAUCACCAUCCUCAUCAGACGAACCCUGCUACUACUCCAUCUGGCCUCCACCAGCAAGCCUUCCCCCACCCCCAUCAUGCCCUUCUUCCUCAUCUCUCGCUUCAGGGCCGGGAGGAAGACCACAGACACUCUUUGGAGCGACUAAAGGAUUACAGAGACACUGACUCAGGCAGUCAGGGAGUGAAACAUAUGACUGCCUGUAAAAUGUCCAGUGGCUCUGGGGCAGACGUUGCUUGUGGAGGAAAGGGAGGAGGACUAAGCAGCUGCAGCGGUAACGGGGUGGGAAGACCUCCAUCUGGAGGCGGCAGACGGGGCUCAAAAGAUGGACCCAUAAAUGGGGAAAUGAGGAUUAGUGAACCCUCAACUUCCUCAUCUGAAUGUAUAAGACGAGGGGGGCCUGCAGGGACAACAGUCUUGGCACCUCCUACCCCUCACUCUGUGACUUCUUACUCCAUGCCUCCACCGCCUGCACCCCCGCCUCCUCAUGCCUUGCACAUGAGCCCCGCAGUUACUGGAGGAUGGCUACACCAUGCACAUCACCAUCCACAUCAUGAGUUUUACUGUCCUCCUCCCCCUUUAACACUCACACUGUCUAAAGACCCAACAUCCAGUCCUGGAGGAUCCAGCAGGGAGGCGAAGGUCAUUGGUCCAACUUAUGUGCCUUCAGUUGGGCCACAGGGGGACUUGGAAGCUCCAGACUGCUGUGUAGCAGAAGGAGGUGGGAGAAAGGCAGAUGAUAAGACUGGAGAGGGCUCUUAUGAAAGCCCCUCACAUCACCAAAGCCGCCUUAGUAGCUGUCAGAGAAAGGACAAAUUUCAGCAACAUCAACAGCAGAUGGGAUACGGCAAAGCUGACAAACCUCCCGACUGGAGCCCCCAGACUCAUCACUCCCACAAGCCUAAUUCCAAUGUGAACUCUCAAUCUGAACUGCGGUCCUGCAGCCUGGAAACAUCUUCAUCCUUUGGGAAUGUUGAAGUUGUGGACGAGAUUUACCGUCCAUCGCUCCCACUAGAUACCCAUGAUACUGGUGCUGGACAGGGUAUACACAGGAAAGGACCGGAUACAGACACUUCUCCCUUCAGGGACUGCUCCGUUUCAGGUCCUGAUGGGAAGCUGGCGUCGGAGUCAGCAACUCACAGGGAGGGACAGAAGAUUGCAAGAAUACGACACCAGCAGCACAACAGCCAGGGAGCAAAUUCAGAGGAGAGAGGACGAGACGGAAGUCAAACAGCACCUUCAUGGAGGGCUCGGGGGGGCCACCAAGAGGACCAGAGGAAAGGCAGCAGCCAUGCACCAGUUGAAAAAGUGGCCAAUUCUCAAGUGCCUCCAGCACUAUCCUGUUCCUCAUUGCACACCACCAACAGCGAUGGCAGUGCCAUGAAGAACCUUAUGAACUACAGUUCCCAGCAACCUUCACUGCUACCACAGCGGAGCCCCUUUGGAGGUCUGGGCUGCCUCAACAAGGGGGAGAGAUCAGAAAAAGGGGACAGAGGAGCAACUAAAAGCAACACCUCCCAGCAAGACACUCCCAAACAGUCUCUCCCUCCUCGCCGGUGCUCCACUAACGAGGGUGAGAGAAAUGACAGGGGGGCAAAAGAGACAGGAGAGGCAGGAGAAGGGGAGGUCCGACAGCCUCCAGUGGGGAUCGCAGUUGCGGUAGCCAGGCCCCCCCAUCGUUCCCCAGACAGCACCCCUGGACACAGCAGACAGGGCAGGGUGAUGCCCAGCCUGAAAGGGAUGUCUCGCCCUCUGUAUCCUCUUGGUCGGGAAGCAGAGGAGCGGAAGAGGAUGACAGAGGACCAGAUCAGUCUUCACCACCUGGACAGAGAAAGAGAAAUGAUCAUCAGGGAAAACAAGGAUUGUGUGGAGUUUGCCAGGAUCCACCCUUCCAGUAGCUGCCCUGGUGACUUGACCUCUCAUCUUCUGGUCCCUGGAGGAACAAGCCAGUUGGGGGCAGACCCUGCUGCACAUGCUCACCCAGCACACCACCACUGGAUGCAGAGGACAGGAAGUCCAUCCCUCUGGAUGGGGCAUUCAUACAGUCUGGGGCAUGUGGGAAUGAGCCCCGGCUUCCCUCCAGGGCUAGCCAGCUCCCUGCAGCCCAUUUUGGGGUCCCUUACCCAAGACCCCAACUCCCCACUUGUGGUGCUCCCACCAGAAGCCGGACCUCAACAUCCCCUUGAUGUUUUGGAGCAGUCUGGUCUCUGGCCCCCUGUGUACGGAGCCAGAGGCCCCCCCCCUCACCUGCAGCACCACCCGGUCUACUCCCGCUCAUCAUUCCUACGACAACAGGAGUAUUACGCCCUGCAGCAGCAGCGAGCCAUGGAGCACAUGCAACGCCUGCCCUUAGGACAAAGAAAACAUGAGGAGCACACGAUCACCAUCGAACACUCUCCCAACGAGGUGUCCAGAACUCCCUCGUCUUCCUCAUCUUCUUCAUCCGCUGCUUCUUCUCACGUGGCGAAGCCAUUUUCUCAUACCCCUCCUCCACUCAAGACCUCCACGCCGUCUCCGGGACUGUGUCCCAGCAGCCGCCAGUCGCCCUGCUACCACUCGCCUUCCACGCGGCCACACCCGCCGAACCCUCUGACCCCCGCGCCGAGCCCGGCCGCAGCAGCCCCGCGCUCCCCGGCACUCAGCCCUGCUCCCUCUCACCUCUCCAAAGGGCUGGAUAGAGGGAGCGAGAGAGGAGAAGGACAACCACCUCAGGACUACCCACAAUCUUUAGAGCCAGACUUGCCACCUGUUUAUAGCUUCUCUCCAAUCGCCAUGGGUUACAAGGCCGGGCCCUCGUCUCCCGAGGCGCUGCUGGCUGAACAACCUACGGUGGAAGAGGAGCCUGGAUCCAAGUCCCUCCCACACCUACGUCACAUCCAACCUCUCACUGUAGAGGAGGACAUGAGAAAGGAAGAGCAUGGGGGAGACUGCGAAGUGGUGGAAUCCCAGAGCGGAGUUACGGAGGAGGCCGGGAAGGAAACAAAAGGAUGCUCCAUCUCCGAGCCCCAGAUCAAGAUUUCUGGAUUGCCGCCAUGUACUUUCCCAGCUCCGGUAUCAGAUCAGGCCUGCCCAGCAGGCAAAACCCUAAAAGUGGAUCUCUCUCUGGGUUGCUCGGGCCAGAAGGCGGGCCUGGAGGAGCCCCAGCAAUCCAAAGAGCGGGAGGAUGAUGAGGAGCUUGGAACAGAGGACACGAGGGAGGAUGAAGCAGAGAAAAUGGAGCCUGAACCAGCUGAAUGUACUGUCUCUGUGCCUGCGAAGCCAGAAGAGGAGGUGGAGGAGGAGGAUGGGCCCGAAGAUGUGGAGAACACACAGAUAGUUGAGGAUAAAGGGAAGGAGGAGGGGACUGGGAUAAGUCUGAGUGAAGAUUUUGAAGAAUUAACUUGUAGUUCACCUGCUCCUUCCCCACCCGCUGACCCAGUCCUCCCCGCCACAGCCAGUACAACAGACCAACUCGAGGGGGCUUACAUACGAAGCCUGGAACUCUUGAUUGCCGCCGCUCUGUGUGCCAAUAGAGAUGCCCUGUACCCGCCAGCACCUGUGGAUCAGACCCCCUGCCCCUCAUCACACCAUGGGAUGGAAAUACUGGGGGAACUGGCCGAGCUGGAGAUCCAGCAGAGGAGCAGGGAAGGCAAAGAAGAGGACAACCAAGGUGAGGGGAUGCUGACCCCUGACCUCCACAGUCUGGCAACGCUGGCAGCCGCCCGGGCCUUGGAGAUGGGGGGAGGGGGAGCGGAUACAGGGGCCGGGCAGCAGUGUCCAAUAAGGAAGAGGCUCAACCUGCGCAGGAAGUGCAGCUGGACGCCUCGGCAUGAGCCGGUGUGCCCAGUGAAGGGCUCCAUGGAGACGAUGGGAGGGGAGGAGCUGGCCAUGCGUGUCCAGCUGGCCGAGCUACAGCGCCGCUACAAAGAGAAACAGAGAGAGCUGGCCAAACUACAGAGGAAACACGACCACCAGAAAGACAAGACGUCUCAAAGCCCUGCUCGCAGGGGGCCCGGCCGCCCCCGCAAGCGCAAGUCCACCCCCGGCCCUGCUGCCGCCGCUGCUGCAGAGAGCUCUAAAAGACUCAGAGCUGGGCUGAAUUUACUGGAGGAAAAAGCCAGGAAUUCAAUGUUCAAUCACAACUUCAAAAGCCUCAGCGCUGCACAGAUGAAAGCCGGCUGUAAGCACAGAGGUCGGCCCAGCACCCUGAGCUCCAGGCUGGCCAGGCGGGUGACCCAGCUGAAGCAGAAGGCUGCAGCCCAGCGUGGCGCCGCCUCGUCGGGCGUUCUGCACAGCAGCGAGGAGGACCCCUCCAAGAGUCACUGCGGACAAGAAGGAAAAGACCUGCAGCAAGACCGGGCAGCUGCUCAGACCAUUAAGGGGAAGAGGGGUCGAAAACCCAAAGUGCUGAUGGGGAUAGACUCUAACAAAGCGCAUCACAAGGACAGCCAGGCCUCUGAGAAACAUGAAAUAAGAGAAGACAGGAGUGACAGCGAGGGGUCAGACCAUGAGGAGGAAGACGGCAGCUACGACAGUGAAGAUGGAGCAGGCGACAUCAAGAUUAGCUCCUCUUCUAAAGAAGUUCCUGCAAACCCUGCUGGGGCUUUGUCUUUUUCAUCACAGUCCUCCAAGCAGCAAGCAAACCAGAACGCCAGGGCUGACAGACCAGGACCUCCUGGCAAGGGGAGCUUGUUCUGCACAAGUCAGAGAAGAGCGCCCAGGAAGCCAAAUGUUGCCAACAUGAAACGGGGACGGCCAGACCAACUGGGGGCUAAAAGAGCCUGCAUGCGCUACUGGGGUUUGUCGCCAGUGGCCUGCAGCUUUGGAGACACCCACGGAAACCACCGGACUCUGCCAGAGGCGAAGAGAGUCGGCAAGGAUGACAGGAGGAAGCUUUCUAUGGCUCAGGGCUUCCAGGAAAAGGAAAAGGGCCACGCCGUGAGCCGCCUCCUGCAGAGCUUUGCAGCCGACGACGGCUUUCAUUUGGAUGAAGAGAGCAGCUUCUCUGAGGGAGAGGAGGAUGAGGAAGAAGAUGAAGAGGAAGGAGGGGUGCUGACACACCUUCCCCCCAACAUGCCUUGCAGGAUACCUGCCCUGCCAAACUGUGUGCUGAGUAAAGAGAUGCUGGUAGACGGGCUGAAGAUCCUGAUCUCAAAGGAGGAUGAGCUGCUGUACGCCGCCUGUGUUCAAACCCUGCACCUGCCUGACAUAUUCAGUGUCAUCAUUGACGGGGAACGAGGGAAUCGGCCCCGGAUCUACUCACUGGAGCAACUACUUCAAGAGGCUGUGUUGGAUGUACGACCCCAGAAUGAAGCCAUCCUGACGGCGGGGACACGGGUUUGUGCCUACUGGAGCGAGCGCUCUCGCUGCCUUUACCCUGGUUACGUCCACCAAGGAGGUCCAGGUGAGGAGGAGAAGGAGAAGGAGAGCGGUGUAAUGGUAGAGUUUGAUGACGGAGACAGGGGAAGGAUCUCUCUUGUAAACAUCAGACUUCUACCUCCAGGAUACCAAAUUCGCUGUGCUGAACCUUCUCCUGCUUUACUGAUUUCUCCUGGUCGUCGAGGCCGGCGAAGCAUUACUACGGAGAAGAAAGACACCCCCACAGAGAAAGCGGCCUCUGAAGAGGCGGGAGGGAGGCCUCAGGAAAAAAGACCAGUUGGCAGGCCAAAGAAAAUCCACUCUGCGCCAAAACCAGCCAGCACUCCGACUUCAGUAGCAGACACUGUAGCAAAAGGCAACUCUCCUUUGUUGAACUGGUCCAUGCCGCGAAAGAGACCCCCGGUUGAUUUCUUCCUCUUCAAUGGGACAUCCCGCAAGACCCGGAAGAUACGAGAGCAGGAUUCAGGGUUGUUUCAUCAGCCUGCCUUGCACUCUCUACCGCUACCAACCCCUCUUAAAAGUAUUUUUGGCUCUCCUUUCAAGGUUGACUCAUUCAGCAGCAUUGCUAACGGCUACUCCACCUUUGGAAAUGGUGGAUCCUGUGUUUCUGGGAGACCAGUUACCACCAUGGCCUCUAUUGGACUCCGGGAUUCCACUUGCUCGCCAUCCGUCACCAUGGCUACGGCCGCCGGCAGCCGCAAGUCUGUGAGUGAUCGUGACAGGAAGCACUUCUUAGUCAAGCUUGACCAUGAAGGAGUGACUUCGCCCAAAACGAAGAAUGGUAAAGCUUUGCUUCGACUUGGUGGGGGAGGCGGGAGAGGACUAAAAAGCCAUGCCUCUGCAGGGGCACCACUGCGCUACAUCCAACCUUCUCUGCUGGUGAAAGACAGCAAGAAGGGAGGUGGGGAAAGAGAUGUUUCUGGGGUUCGGCCUGAGGGUCCUGUACAGGGUGUUCCACCUCUGAGAAAGGAUCUUCUCCCUGCUACUCUUGGAGUAAAAGGAGGAGAUUACAAUUUGGACUAUGGCAGUGACUUCCCCAGCUCCUACUCUGAACUGGAUGAAGAUGAUGAGGACGAUGGCGAAGCAGUCGAUGCCAGAAGAAGAAGAGCAGCUGUUACAUCACACCGUGGCAGUCGCCUUCUGUCUAGACCCUCCAUCUGUUUCUCCUCCUCUUCUUCCUCCUCUUCCUGCUCCGGCUCCAUAUCGUCCUCAUCUCUCUGCUCCUCAGACAAUGACUCCUCGUACUCCUCAGAUGAAGAGACCUCCUCCGUGCUGCUCCGUCGCGCUCUUCUCCAGCAGGACAAACACAAAAACAGGCAGAGCAUGAACUCCGAGCUCCGAAGCCCCGACCCUACAAUGUCCAGCUGCCCCUCCUCCUCCUCCUCCUCUUCAGCCCCAACUCACGGCUAUGUGACCAAACCUGGCAUGGCCGUUGGAGGGUCAAAGGUACGGGCUGACAGAGCAGACGAAAGGAAGGAGUACAUGACAAAAGGAAGUAUGUUGGCCAACAGCAGCACAGCGAAGAUGCAGAUCAAGAGAAAAGAAAGCCUUCCCAACAACCACCAUCACAGCCCGAGCAGCCCUGCGGCCCACCAGCUGAAACCUGCCUCCAAGGACUCUGCAACAGCUAAGAAACAGAGGAUGUCGUCACCAGAGCCUCUUCCUAACAUGACACCUCUGCUGCCCCGGCGGCAGCUCUGGAAGUGGUCCGGCAACCCCACACAGAGAAGAGGUCUGAAGGGUAAAGCCCGUAAGCUUUUCUACAAGGCCAUCGUGCGGGGCAAGGAGAUGGUGCGUGUGGGAGACUGCGCCGUGUUUCUUUCACCCGGUCGGCCCCAGCUGCCUUAUGUGGGCAGAGUGGAAAGCCUCUGGGAGUCGUGGAGCUCCAGCAUGGUGGUCAGGGUCAAGUGGUUCUACCACCCGGAGGAGACUCGUCUGGGAAAGCGACACCGCGAUGGCAAGAACGCCUUGUAUCAGUCGAGCCACGAAGAUGAGAAUGACGUGCAGACCAUCUCCCAUCGCUGCCAAGUGGUCAGUAAGUCCGAGUACGACCACCUGAUGCACGAACGCAAGCCGGGCAGCACAGCGAACGACUUGUUCUACCUGGCUGGAACGUACGAGCCGACCACGGGCCAGCUGAUCAGCGCAGACGGCAUGGUCAUCGUGUCCUAGGAUCCCUGGCGAAAGAGAGAGAGAGAGAUCCAGUUGUUAACCUGAUCCCAGGAGUUCCAGCAAGGGUCCUUCAACAUAGAGCAGGGGGCGGAGGCAAAUACGGACAAAGACUUUUGGCUCUGCGCGUUGAAGAAGGAGCUAGCCCUCUGGAUUAAAGCCUUGACAAUACUGGCACUUAGAGAAGUCCUGUUUGCUCUGAGGAAAAGUCUGAUCCAUGCCAGAUUUAACCCCCCAUUUGCAGAUGUGGACUUGGCUCCUUGUGGCAUCAGGAGUUUAUUUGCCUUUCCCAUAUGGCUGUCUCGUAAUUGCAACAUGAUUAUUGCAACAAAAGAACAGAAACCAUGGACAUGAGCACUUUGUAGUGUUGUAUCUUUAACAUUUUGUGGAGCGAAAAAAGGCAGCACACUUUGCUUUCUGAGACCAAGAUUCAGAGAGCGGGAGAAACUGUAGGAUAAGAAGAGACUUGUUGUAAACCACACUGGUUUGGUUGGUUUUAAUGGUCUUAUACUGGUAGUAUAACUACGACACAACGUGAUUGAGAGAUCCCCAAACAGGACCAUUAAACACUGUAGUUUGGACUGUGUGUUUAAAUGUGUAUACUGUACGUCUGUUUGCAGAGCUUCUGCGAAGACCCUGUUCAGCAUUUAAUGAACUCUAAGUAAAUAGUGCUUUAACUCGUGUGUGUGUGUGUGUGUGUGUGUGUGUGUGUGCGUGCGUGCGUGCGUGCGUGAGUGUGUGUUUGUACAGUAUGCGUGUGGUCAUGCACGUGGGCACCCGCGCUCACCGAGCAAAGACGCUGACGUGGUGAUACAGCAUGAGUAUGUCUCUGACACUCUUCUGUUAAUCAAUCCAGAACGUAACGUGUAGUUUUUUAGUCUCUGCGGCUUAAACGCAGAACAAUGUUUUUCUUCUUUCAAGCCAUACACGUCAAUACCUCUCUCGCACCCUCCUGUCUGGGUGCGAAGACACAUGUACAGGCGGUAGGAUUGUUUAUUUGAGCUGUGUGUGCAUAUGGGCGAGUGUGUGCGCUUUGUACAGCGUUUUGUGUAGAGUAACACAAUGUAAAUACUUAUACAUAUAUAUUUGUUCCUGUUUCCUGAUGGUUCUUUUGCAGAGAAGAUUAUUUUAUUUAGGCUGGGUUUUUUUGUCUUUAGGGCAGGUGGGUGGUUCUAACAGAAUUAGGAGGCGGGGUUAUGUUUCCUUCUCUCUCAAUGCACUGAACACGAGUGGAGGUUUGGAUUAGUGGUCAAACUCUGCGACAGAUGUGAAAACUAUUUGGUUGGAACUAUAUUGCUUGAGGCAAGAGGUGAUGUGUAAAAGGUAUUUGGGAUAUGAUGUUUUUAUAAGGAAAUUUGAGAAAAAAAAAGCUCUUUUUACAUGUGUCCAAUUAUUUUCUUUUUAUUUUACUCUGAUUUAGAAAGUGCAUUUCCUUUUUGUUAACUAAUACUGGAAAAGCAAGCUGAGUCCCUGCUGUUCUUUGAUCCUAAAAGAAUCUACUAUCUAUUUUAGUCUGUAUUCGAGUAGGAAAUGUAGAUAUUUAUCUGGCAGCAAAAAGAAACAUACCAAAGCACCUGUUAGUUUUACGCUUCCCCUUAUUAGAUGGAUACACUUUUAUGAAAGACGCUCAAUCAGAUCUGAAUCCGGGACCCCUGCAAUCACAGAGGUAUUUGAUAGACUUCCUCUUCUUGUCCGCUCGUGUUCAUCCAGCGUUGCUAUGACGGCCUCCGAGAAAAAGUUGCAGUGACAUUGUAUACACACUGCCGAGCCAAUGCACUUGAGGUCUCUAUGGCAACCAGAAUGGCAACAUGUGACUGUGAAGGACAAUCAGAGCCAAUCAAUGGGACAAUGUUAAGAGAUGAGAAAAAAAUGGAAGAAAAAAAGAGAGGAUCAAAUCAUCAAUUAUGCUUCUUGUCACUUUUAUUCCUGCUUUGCCAAAAAUGUCUGUGCGUUUCAUGUUUGGUUUUUUUAAUAUGUUUAUCAUCAUUUUCGGUUCAUGCAAACCUGAGAUGACUGUUGUCGGUAUAUAGGAUGUACAGGAGGAAGAACAUGAAUGCCUUUUUUUCUUCCUUUAGGACUUUGACUGAUUUUUAACAACAUUGUUGCUGUUACACUGCAAAGCAAAAGCUUUAAACAGAAUCUAAUGUGAAACUCAAUUUUGAAAUAUUACAUUUAUGGGUCUUUAAUUGAAUUUUUUUAAGCUGUAUUUUGUUUAAGAAACACUGGAAUCAGUUCUGAACAUCACAUUUGGUCAUAUAGGCAACAUCUUUUUUUCUGUUUUAUUUCUUUUAGACCCACUGGAAUCUGCUUUGUAUGGUUGAGAUAGCCUACUAAAAUAUAUUAUGUAAUUUCAGUCAUUCUUUGGAAAUAUGACUUAAAUAUUUCCACAUGUACAAAAAGAAAAAGUAUUUAUCUUAAUUUUAUUGCAUUUUUUUUUGUGUUUCAUUAAAAAAAAAGAUUCUUACAAAAUUCUUUUGUGUUGGCUGUGAGGUCCCUGAAUGCCUUCUUGUGUGAAUCAAUGCCGAUCAUUUGUCAGAU